CGUGAGCUACUUUCGGUUAACGUUUAUAGUUCAUUGAGCUGGCGGAAAUCUGUUGCUGGUGUUGAAGCUGCGUCGACAUGCUGCUUCUUCUGACAGCUGUUCUAUUGGCGAGUGUUUCAGAAGGUGAAGCGGGAACACAACGCCGUGGGGAGUUCAGCUUUGCUUCCUACUACAAUGACCAUAUGGUACUGCAGGCCAGCCCCUUCCAGGCUACAGUGUGGGGUUACUCCAGUCAGAUGGGGGACGCCGUGAAGGUGGAGGUGGACGGUCAGCAGCCCGUGUCCACCACUGUCAGAUCUGUUGGGGGCGAAGGGAUGUGGUUUGUAAAGUUGCCUGUUAUACCUGCUGGAUCCACCCCUUACACUGUCACCGCCACAUCUUCACUUGGUACCAUACAGCUGACAGAUGUGCUGUUUGGUGAUGUCUGGAUCUGUUCUGGACAGAGCAACAUGCAGUUCACACUCGAUAUGGCAAACAAUGCAUCAGCAGAGCUACAAGAUUCUCUGAACUACCCAAACAUACGGGUUUUCACUGUUCAACUAAAUCAAUCUUCUACUCCCUUGUACGACCUUAUCGACGUAGAGGAACCUUGGUCGGUCCCUCAUCCAGAUACAGUUGGUCACAGUCCAUGGUCGCAUUUCUCUGCUGUAUGUUGGCUGUAUGGCAAGUACUUGUACAACACUCUCAAGAAACCUAUAGGAUUGGUGGCGUCAUCUUGGGGAGGGACCCCUAUAGAGACCUGGUCCACACAAGACUCACUCUCGAAAUGCAGAAACGAGUCAACGCAGCAUGUAUAUGACAGGUUGGACGUGCCCCCUCCUAGAAGAGAUUCGGUUCUCUGGAACGCCAUGAUACAUCCUCUUGUUAACAUGACAAUCUACGGCGCCAUUUGGUAUCAAGGAGAAGCAAAUGCCGACAAACCUGGUUUGUAUAACUGCACCUUCCCUGCUAUGAUCGACGACUGGAGGGUCAAGUUCAACCAGGCUUCAGAUGGAGCAACGUCAAACAAGUUUCCUUUUGGCUUUGUACAGCUUGCCGCAGACAGGAAUGGCUCAGUUCAGACCGGUUUUCCCGGAGUCCGCUGGUCGCAGACAGCGGGAUUCGGCUACGUCCCUAACGAGAGGAUGAAGAACGUCUUCAUGGCUGUUGCUAUGGACCUGCCAGACUUCUCAUCGCCAUAUGGAAGUGUUCAUCCCAGAGACAAGCAGGACGUGUGUCAGCGCCUGGUACGAUCAGGCUUAUCCGUGGCUUACAACAAGCCCGGCAUGCAGUACCAGGGGCCGAUACCCGACAUGUUCUCCUACAACACACAGAUGAAGUACAUCACUGUAGACUAUGGGUUUUCCGGACACACAAUUGAUGUUCGUUCUUCAGACGGCUUCGAGAUUUGUUGUACUAAUACGACGACAUCGCGCAACGCGUGCCUUGACCCGGACCACCCUUGGAUCCCCAGUCCCAUAAAGAGUAGAACCACCACGAGUGUGACGGUGACAUGGACGAAACAGUGCCAAACGCUGCAGGCCAUCCGAUACGCCUGGCAGGAAUCGCCAUGUCCCUUUAAGCAAUGUGCUGUGUACUGGGAACAGUCCAAGUUACCAGCGCCACCCAUCCUCCGAUACUUGUGAAGAUAGUCUAUCAUUAGCAGUAAUACAGAUGUUAUAACACUU
Haliotis rubra (blacklip abalone) is the source of this 1667-nucleotide messenger RNA. RefSeq names its product sialate O-acetylesterase-like. Gene Ontology annotation, molecular function: sialate O-acetylesterase activity. Gene Ontology annotation, biological process: carbohydrate metabolic process. The record is from RefSeq and is a predicted model, not a curated record. The coding region runs from base 78 to 1625 and encodes 515 amino acids. NCBI's taxonomy places the organism in Eukaryota, Metazoa, Mollusca, Gastropoda, Lepetellida, Haliotidae. The transcript is spliced from 9 exons.